Arabidopsis arenosa is the source of this 897-nucleotide messenger RNA. The record is from the annotation of a GenBank genome assembly. NCBI's taxonomy places the organism in Eukaryota, Viridiplantae, Streptophyta, Magnoliopsida, Brassicales, Brassicaceae.
GAUCAUCAUCAGAACACAGAGACAAAAACACUUUUUAACUUAGUCUUUGCCAAAUCAGUCAAUAAGGCUUGGGUUUACGAUAUGGAGAGCAUCUCGAGUACAUGGAUUCUUAACUAUGAAUCUAAGACGCACGUCGUCAAUUCCAAAAUUUCAGGAUCCUUCUCAAUAAGUAUCCGAGUAGUUGAGCGGACUCUUGUCCGGAGUCCUAGCGGUCAUGAAUUUCUGGCUAAACAAAAAGCCGUAGCGGAGAGAAACGAAGCAGUAGUAGAAAUCCCAUAUAUUUUCCUUGCUUCGGAAGAAAUAUGCAGAGGAUAUAUUGCUAACGUCUUUACCAAGGCAAAGAUCGAGGACUGGACUCAAGACCUCAUCGUUCCAAAAAUCAGCAGAGACGCGAUUAGUAUGAGCCGCCGCCUUGGAGAAAAAGGGAUAAAAGGCUUCCUGCUUGAAGCUGACGUUGAAAUUGUUCAAGAAAGAUGGCUGGAUAACUGGUUAAACCCCAGAGAUUAUGACUCUCAAGGUCGUCUAAUACCAGUAGAGCAAGACUGCACAAUCUGUCUAGAAGAGUUAUCAUUAGGUGGUCAAAGGAAGAUCAUGAAAUUGUGUUGUUCCCACAAUUUUCACAGGGAUUGUAUUCUGACGUGGCUGAAGCGCAAGCAUUCAUGCCCAACUUGUCGUGACGAUGUCCAGAAUCCCCGACCGCAAAAAGAAGUGGAAAGUUUGAUGUUUUGUUGAAGAAAAACAAAAAUAGUGGUUUUCUUGGGUUGUCCUCUUAGAUUCUGAUUUCGAGGAAAUUACUUGUAAAAGGAUCUAAAAGAUCUCUCUUUCUCUUACUAUGUUAUGAUCGAGUAAGUAAUUUUAUGGGCUCAGUGUGAGCUUUAAUAAGUAAAAUGAGUUAUG